AUGGACGCGCGACUUCGCCGAGUAAAUAAAGAAAUUGCUGAUUGUAAAAAUGACAAGGCUUCGAAAAUAUCUAUUGAACUAAUUGAUGACAACCCUUUUCACCUCUGUGGAUCCUUCCCCGGACCAGAAGAUACGCCUUACCAAGGCGGGACUUAUCAAGUGGAUAUUGUCAUACCUGAUUCUUACCCUUUCCAACCAGUAAAGAUGAAAUUCAUAACCAAGGUCUACCAUCCAAAUGUUUCAUCUGCUUCGGGCGCCAUCUGUUUGGAUAUCUUGAAGGACGCUUGGUCACCAGUUCUGACCCUCAAAUCCACCCUGAUAUCAUUACAAAGCCUCCUAUGUAGUCCUGAACCUGACGACCCUCAGGAUGCUGAAGUUGCAAAGCACUACUUAACCUCCCGGUCCUCGUUUAAUGAUACGGCAAAAUACUGGGCAGAGAUUUAUGCUGGAGCUCCGCCAUCACGCAACUCAGGCGAGAGCAAGACAGAGCAGCCCAGCGUUCCUCGCGAUGAAAUAGCUAUUGCAGGUCUUGAACGGGCACAUGUCGAACAGUUUUGUGCACUGGGGUUCGAUCGUAGUAAAGUGAUCGAUGUAUUACGUCGGUUGAAUUAUCGUGGUGCAAACGUAGCAAAAAUUCCGGAAGAUAGAAUCGUAGAAGAACUACUCAAGUAG
Messenger RNA from Rhizoctonia solani, 672 nucleotides. RefSeq names its product ubiquitin-conjugating enzyme. Gene Ontology annotation, molecular function: protein binding; ubiquitin conjugating enzyme activity. The record is from RefSeq and is a predicted model, not a curated record. NCBI's taxonomy places the organism in Eukaryota, Fungi, Basidiomycota, Agaricomycetes, Cantharellales, Ceratobasidiaceae. Gene Ontology annotation, cellular component: nucleus. The transcript has 8 exons. Gene Ontology annotation, biological process: protein polyubiquitination; proteasome-mediated ubiquitin-dependent protein catabolic process. Bases 1 to 672 code for a protein of 223 amino acids.